This is a messenger RNA of Chenopodium quinoa (quinoa), 826 nucleotides long. Its product is annotated as stress enhanced protein 1, chloroplastic-like. The coding region runs from base 220 to 648 and encodes 142 amino acids. Lineage: Eukaryota; Viridiplantae; Streptophyta; Magnoliopsida; Caryophyllales; Amaranthaceae. The transcript is spliced from 4 exons. Gene Ontology annotation, biological process: cellular response to high light intensity. The record is from RefSeq and is a predicted model, not a curated record.
CAACUUACAAGAAUACAAGCUGGUGGAAGUUGGAAUGCCUGGUCUCUACUCUCUAACCCCUAAAACACGUGUACAUCUUCUCCUCCAACGAAAAACAUUUCCCCUCUUCUCCUACAUCCAAUUUCUACUUGCUGAACUUAAUUUCUGAAUAAGAUAAGAUAAUCAAAGAAGAAAAAACAAGGGUGAGGUAGAAUUUAGCCACUCAAUUUGUUGAAGAACAUGGCUGUUUCUCAAGUUUCUGCUUCUUUUAAUCUCUCUGUCUAUGAUGCUUGUACUCCAAAUUCUCCAAGACUUUGUACAGUUUCAAGGAUACCCACUUCAAAUUUUGCUCGAAAUGCUACAUCUUUUGUGAGGGGUUCUCCACUUGUGAUACGGACAAGCGCUGCUCAAUUGAAGGCUGUACACAAAUCAAAUUCAGUUUCUAUUAAGUGUCAGCAAAGUGCAAAUGAGGGUGGCUUGGAUGUUUGGUUAGGAAGGAUUGCAAUGAUUGGCUUUGCUGUUGCAAUUACUGUUGAAGUAUCAACUGGCAAGGGUCUUCUUGAGAACUUUGGGCUCACAUCCCCAUUGCCAACUGUGGCUCUUGCAGUAACAGGACUGGUCGGUGUUCUGACUGCUGUCUUCAUAUUCCAGUCUGCCUCAAAGAAUUGAAUGCAAGCUGCUAUCUUUGCUCUUUGUAAAGUUUGUUAUUCUGUCUUAGUUUUUAAAGCUCAAGUACGGAUGCUUUGACUACAGUUCAAGCAGAAGAACUAACCUUUUGUAAAAGUGCAAUUUGAAUGCAAACAUAUCUUCUUCCAAGAUUUUGUUGAAUCUUAUAUACUUUUGGGUA